GAAUAAAUUAGAGGAACUCAUGGAGGGGUUUACAGAUACGGCUUAUGUAAGCCAAACAAAACCCUUUGUCACUUACUACCAAACACCACCAACCGCCCCAGAAACACGCAUACACAAAUUACAUAAAAAAAUAACGGAACUUAACAAUAAAAUGGCAAUGAAUCCACAACUGUCCGAUCUAAGUAUUGUGAUAACACAGUUAAACUCAGAGCUACAGGAGGAGUUAAAGCUACAAACAGAAAAAUGGCAAUUGAGAUCGAAUAUUAAAUGGCUAGAAGCAGGGGAAAAACUAGAAAUACUGCAGUAUAUAAAGGAACAAUUCGCGAUACUAUACCGAGCAGAACCGAUAGAUCUAGAAGCAGCAGAGGCUCUUACAGAAGAUCUGCCUUCAGUGUCACAGCAACAAAAUACUGCUCUAAUAAAAGAAAUCAGCCUACAGGAAAUCACAGAGACAAUCGAUAAACUCCCAAAACACAAGACGCCUGGACCAGAUGGCUUAACACACGAAUUUUACAAGACGUUUCGUGACAAAAUUUCCCCACUUCUUCAGAUU
Messenger RNA from Racocetra fulgida, 553 nucleotides. The record is from the annotation of a GenBank genome assembly. NCBI's taxonomy places the organism in Eukaryota, Fungi, Glomeromycota, Glomeromycetes, Diversisporales, Gigasporaceae.